Microplitis mediator is the source of this 3410-nucleotide messenger RNA. RefSeq names its product prolactin-releasing peptide receptor-like. The transcript has 3 exons. Gene Ontology annotation, biological process: G protein-coupled receptor signaling pathway. Gene Ontology annotation, cellular component: plasma membrane; neuron projection. The record is from RefSeq and is a predicted model, not a curated record. The coding region runs from base 1114 to 2331 and encodes 405 amino acids. Gene Ontology annotation, molecular function: neuropeptide Y receptor activity; neuropeptide binding. NCBI's taxonomy places the organism in Eukaryota, Metazoa, Arthropoda, Insecta, Hymenoptera, Braconidae.
AUCUAGUCUCAGUCGCGACCCGAAAUCAACGCGAUUCGCUAUCAUCCCUGGACCUUAACAUUUAAAUGUUUUUAUUUACCGUAAAGUUUAAAAAUAAUUUUUAUAAUUAAAUUUAUUUAAAUAAAUGAUGUUACUUUUUUAAAAUAAUGAAUGCAUUACAUAUUCAAAAAAUAUAAAAGUUUUGUAUUGUUAUAAAAUAGUGAAUACUAAAUAAUUUAAAAGCCGGUUAAAAUUUAAAAAAACAAAAUGAAAUUUUUGACCCAUAUAAAAUUAAAAGGAAAGACACAAUGGAUUUGUUGUUAAAAAUUCUAGUGUUCUUAAUUCGAAUAAGUUAAUUUAUCUCGGAGUGGAAGUUUUCGAUUCUCAAGUUUAUCUUGUUAAACAACUAAACUAAAAGUUAAAACAACAUCAAAUCUGUUGUGGAGAAAACAGAUUGUUGGAAAUCAGGGAAAAGCGUAAAAGCGAGAGAAAACUUACUACUUCAACAGGUGGCCGGUAAUACGCGUGACUAUCAUAUUCACGAGCUUUAAAAACUUAUUAAAUGUAAGCCAAAAAAAAUAAGUAAACCAAAACUAAGAAUAAAAAAUAGUAAUAAAAUACAAAAAUACUAUUUCGUUGUUUAAAAAUAUGUAAAGUUUUUUUUUUUUUUAUUGUCGUUAACAAUUUACGUUUUCGGAGUGGAUUACAUUUUCCUCCCGUCAUUUUUCCUUGACUAUAAAAAUAUGAAAUAAAAAAAAAGCUUAAUAAAAAUGUGGUGGAUUGAAAGUAUGGGAAAAAGCUUUUUACAGCUCCUAAAAUUCUCACAGUACUCCAUUGAAUUCAAAGGAAUCCAAGUGUAUGAAAAAAAAAAAUCAAAAGCUUCAUUCCAUUACUGUGCAGUAUAAAUUUUCAAAAUAAAGUAUUUCAUCUCGCAGAAUAUCAAAGGAAUUAAUAAAAAUUUAUUUAUUUAAAUAAGCAAGAUUAAAUAUGCGCAACUCAUAAAUCUAUUCAACAGCAUAAAAGCUCGACUCCAAUAUUUGUAUUUAUACUUUUAUUAUACAACGCGUUAAUACUUUAAAGCUGCAUAAAAAUAAAUCCGUCGGAUUCAACCGCAAAUGAAUAGAAAAAUUCAAAAUGAACAUCACUCUUGCGUCAUUAAUAUACAAUUUGACAAGAAACAACAGUAAAAUUAAUUUCACUUUUGACAACAGUACUGCACAAUUUGGCGACGAUUUUACAACAAAUUUGUACAUUAAAUUUAUAUUUUAUUUUUUAUAUUCAUUGAUAUUUAUUUUGGGUGUAUUCGGUAAUAUAUUAGUGUGUUAUGUUGUUGCCCGUAAUAAUGAAAUGCAAACAGUUACUAAUUUAUUUAUAACAAAUUUAGCUGUGAGUGACAUAUUACUUUGUAUGCUGGCAGUACCAUUGACACCGUUGUAUACAUUUUUAGGCGGUUGGGUGUUUGGUGAAAGUUUGUGCCAUCUAUUACCCUAUGCUCAAGGUGUAAGCAUAUAUAUAAGUACAUUAACAUUAACGAGUAUUGCAAUAGACCGUUUUUUAGUAAUAAUUUAUCCAUUUCACCCGCGUAUGAAAGUGAGAACAUGUAAAGGAAUAAUAGUAAUAAUAUGGAUAGCAGCAUUAAUGCUUACUCUGCCAUAUGGUAUUUAUAUGGGCCUUGAAAAAUAUCAGUAUUGUGAAGAAAAUUGGCCGACAGAUCAAUUUCGUUUGCUAUUCAGUGUAAUAACUUGUAUUUUUCAAUUUGUAAUACCAUUUUUAUUGAUAGCUUUUUGCUAUAUAUGUGUAUCUAUUAAAUUAAAUGACCGUGCUAAAUCAAAACCGGGAAGUAAAACAAGUAGACGUGAAGAAGCUGAUAGAGAAAGAAAAAAACGUACUAAUCGUAUGUUGAUAGCAAUGGUGACUAUUUUUGGUGUUUGUUGGAUGCCACUCAAUAUAAACAAUAUUUUGGAUGACAUCUAUGAUUUUUCAACAAACUGGUCAUACUAUUACUUGUGUUUCUUCAUAGUACACUGUAUUGCUAUGAGUAGUACAUGUUACAAUCCAUUUCUCUAUGCUUGGCUCAAUGAAAAUUUUCGCAAGGAAUUUAAAAAGGUACUGCCUUGCUUUUCAAGAAUUUCAACAAACUUUACGACACGGACAACGGAUGCUUAUAGAAGUGAAAGACUAUGUAAUGGCAAUGAAGCUAUACAAGAGAAUUUACUGAACAGUUUGGGAUCUAAAUUCAAUCCUAAUGUCACUGAAGAGAGCAUACAACUUGAAUCGAGACCAGCGUCGCCAUUGCAAUCCAAUCAACGUAUUAUCAAUGAAUUUACGGAUGUUGAAGAUGUACGUUUAUAGAAUUAUAAAUUUAUCAUCAAAAUUCUGAACGGAUGUAUGGAUGAUGAAGUGGGAAUAUGGAGGAGUAUAAAAGUCAAGAGGCGGUGAAGAGUCAGAAGGUUGAUAUGAAGGAUGCAAUUUUUCUUAAGUCCAUUGAACAACUCAAAAAGACUCGGGAGUUUUAUCACUAUAUAUUAUAUAUUAUACAACUACUACUGUAUGAGAAGAUUCUUUUCAUGUCAUUUCUUUCACUUCGUGACAAAGUGAAUUGAAGCACGUGCUUGCUUAUAUUUAUAAUAAUAAUCAUAAUAUACACAUACCAAUCACAAGAUUAGAUUUGUCUUGUGCUUUUUUUUUUUUCAUGUCUAAUGUGAAGGGUGAAAAAUACAGCCGAUUUAUUUUUUAGAAAAAUGAUAAGAAAUAUAAAUGACCCUUAUUGUUAUAUUUAUAUAGAUAUUAUUGAAAAACUGAAUAUGAUGUAAAUGUAUAUAUAUAUAGAGUAGCAUGAAAUAAAUUUAGAUUUUAGACUCAUAAAAAUAUAGUAAAGAUGCCAAUAAAAGUACCUAUAUUGCAGUUCUAUUUUUCAAUUCAUGCGUUAAAGUUUUAUGAGACAAGUCAUCUCUUUUAGCAGCAUUGUAACCUUUUCAUUCUUAUUUAUCUCGGCCCUUCCUUGUUUUACAAGUAUGUUAUUGUUAUGAAUUCCAAUGAAUAUAGAUUUUUUCUCGAUAUUGUACCAUUAUUAUGCGGUUAUAAAAAUAUAAACUUAUGUUAUUUUAUUUUAAAAAUGUUAUAAAUAAAGUUGUAUGUUAAAUAAAAAUUAUUAAUGUUAAUAAAAUAAUUGUUUUUAUAUUAUAAAUUAUGAAUAAAAAUGCACUUUAUUGAUUGCAAGAGAUGAACUUCUUUUUUUUUUACUCCAUUAUUUUAAGAAUAAUGAUAUUUUUUUUUUUUCAUUUGAAAUAUGCUCAAACUCUCGGCUGUAGUUUCAAAUGAGAGUCAUAAAAUAAAAAUGCCGAUAAUUGGCGUGAAAAAUUAUUAUCUUUAUAAUUUAGUCAUUUUUUAUCAGCUAAUAGUUUUGAAAACUUUUUUUUUAUUACCUGCUA